UGAUCUGGAGAGAGAAAGGAGGGAAAUAUAAGCUACUGGACGUCCCUCACGUGGAGCUGCCGCGGUCGACCUGCUCAGCCACCGCCCCCACCCCAAAACGGCGGUCCAUGGCUAGCCAUGGGGCAGAAGGGGUCCGCUAGUCUCUAGGACCAUGAAGUUUUGGCUAUGGGGAUACCUGGGCUGACUCCUCUCCUGUUAAUGUUGGGAUUCCUGGCACCAGCGCUCCUUACGACCCCCGAGCCCAUGUGCGACCAGCGUGUCAUGAACAAGUACAUCCAAGAUGUCAGCAAGGCUGAGAGCGAAAUCGUAGAACUUUGUAGAACUUCCUGCAACCUGCCUGAACCUGUCAUGGUGCUGGACACCGGAGUCAACAUACGUAGCUGGAGAAAAAUGAAUAGGACGAGGCAGGCGUCCGAGGUGUGGAGAGGCCAGACCCUCCUUUCGAGGGCCAUCAGCCAAGUCCAAAGGCAUCAUUCAGCCAUGCAGCCUUUUCUCCGCCAGCUGGAAGUGAUGGAAAGCUGUCUGCGGAGCAUCAGAAACAUCUUGCGUGGCCACGGAGCCCAGGAAGCCCCCCAAGAUGACGUCUCGACCCGCACCCUGACCGUACAGACCAUGAAAAAGCUGUUCAGCGUUUACUCGAGUUUCAUCAGGGGGAAAGUCAGCCUGUACAUUACAGAGGCCUGUGCCAGGUGACGGAGGGAGACCACCACCACCACCAACGCAUACCACUCCGCAUGCUGCUGCCAUCCCCAACCGUCCACUGCUGGAGGGGAUGGGUGCCCCUGUGUUGCCAGCUGAGUGACAGCUUGAUUUGAUUGGCAGGUGUCAACCACACGCACGCACACAUGCAUGUGCACACCCGGGUUCCGUGCGGACUGCCUCUCUCAGCCGGGGGGGAAACUUUGACUCGCUUGCUUUUGUGGACGCCCAGGAGCCGGCGACACUCAUCCCUGCACAUUCACACAUACACAGACUUCCACUGCCCUCUGUGGUUCCUGACCCUGCCCGAAAGAGAAAACAAGAGCUUGGUUUAUGGAAGGUCUGGUGCCUUGUCU
Molecule: messenger RNA, 1055 nt
Organism: Lacerta agilis (Sand lizard)
Lineage: Eukaryota; Metazoa; Chordata; Lepidosauria; Squamata; Lacertidae
Gene: EPO
Product: erythropoietin
Exons: 5
Coding region: 166-693 (175 amino acids)
Cellular component (GO): extracellular region
Molecular function (GO): erythropoietin receptor binding; cytokine activity; hormone activity
Source: RefSeq, a predicted model, not a curated record